Messenger RNA from Monoraphidium neglectum, 1332 nucleotides. RefSeq lists its product as hypothetical. The record is from RefSeq and is a predicted model, not a curated record. Lineage: Eukaryota; Viridiplantae; Chlorophyta; Chlorophyceae; Sphaeropleales; Selenastraceae. Gene Ontology annotation, molecular function: transaminase activity; pyridoxal phosphate binding. Gene Ontology annotation, biological process: biosynthetic process; amino acid metabolic process. The transcript has 10 exons. The coding region runs from base 1 to 1332 and encodes 443 amino acids.
AUGGCGGAGGACGCCCCCAACUUCCUGGCGCCGCGCGCGAUGGGCGCGUUGCGGCCGGCGCUGUCAUAUGGUGCCGCAUUUGUUUCCCUCAAGGCGCAGGGCCUCUGGUCUGAGGACGAGCCCGAUGGCAGCAUCGUGCUGGGAGUGGCGGAGAACAAAAUCUCGUCGGAUGUGCUUUAUGCGCGCAUCCGCGAGCUGGGGCCGUUUCCCCCUGAGCUGCUGACAUACCAGGCGUGGCGGGGGCUGCCCGAGCUGGGGCUGGCCCUCAAAGCCAUGCUGGAGUCAACUUUCAUGAAGGGUGUGAAUGUCGACCCGGAGCAUCUGACGUGCGCGGCGGGGGCGGGCGCAGUGGUGGACCUGCUGUUCCACUGCAUCACGUCGCCUGGGGACGGCGUGCUCAUCGUCGCGCCAUACUACCCCGCGUUUGACAACGACCUCACGGUGCGCAACGGCACCGUGCCCGUGCCCGUCCACCUGCACCCCGACAAGGGGCCCCUGGCCGCGCAGCUCGACGCGGCCAGGGCGGCGUCAGAGGCGAAGGGCGUCCCCAUCAAGGCGCUGCUGCUGUCCAACCCGUCGAACCCUCUGGGCACUGUGGCGCCGGAGGCGGAGCUGCGGGAGCUGUUGGGGUGGUGCCUUUCGAACAGCCUGCAUUUUGUCAGUGAUGAGAUAUACGCCCUGAGCAUCUUCAAGGAGGGGGGGCCAGCCUUCGUCAGCGCUGCGCAGCUGGCGGCUCGCGAGGCGGCGGGGAUGAAGGGGGGCGAGCGAGCGCGCGACCUGGUUCACGUCAUAUUCGGCAUGUCCAAGGACUUCUGCGCCAGCGGCCUGCGCCUGGGCUGCCUCCACAGCCGCAACGUGUCGCUCAACGCCGCACUGUGCAACCUGGCGUACUUUGCGCUGCCGGCCGCAUCAGUGCAGUGGCUGUUCGCCACCCUGCUGGCGGAUGCCAAGUUCUUGGCGUCCUUCGUGGCAGAAAACAACCGGCGGCUGGCGCACUCGUACGACCUGCUCACAGGCGCGCUGGCGUCGGCCGAGGACGGCCCCGUGCCCUUUGCCCCCGCAACCGCCGCCAUGUUCCUGUGGGUGGACCUCAGGGCUGGCCUGCGGGCCCCCACCUGGGAGGAGGAGGAGUCCCUGUGGAGCCACAUGGUGGAGGCGAAGCGGCUGCUGCUGACGCCCGGCCGCGCGUGCCACGCGGAGGCGCCGGGGUUCUUCCGGAUCUGCUGGGCCUGGAUGCCGGCGGAGGCGCUGCCUGUGGCGGCGGCGCGGAUCAAGGCGGCGGUGCGGGAGCACAAGGCGCGGCCUGGGGCGGCGGGGGCGGACCUGAACUGA